AUGGUAAUAGUCGCAUUCAUCAGCCAAAAAGGCGGGGUAGGAAAAUCAACCUUAGCCCAAGCACUAGCCAGCGAAGCCAAAAAAAAUAAAUUUAAUGUUUUGUUAGCUGAUUGUGAUAGCCAACAAGCCACUAUAAUAGAUGCACCAGCGAGAACUAGCCAAGGAACUUUGGAAAUAGCCAAUCAUGCUAAUCUAAUAAUUCAGCCAACAGGUGCUAGCCGAGCAGAUUUAGUGCCAGCAGUCAAAGAAUUCCAUGCCCUCAAAGAAGCAGGAAUAGACAAGAAAAAACUUUUAUUUGUUCCCGUGCGUCUCUCUAACCAAACCGAAGCCCAAGUAAUUCAAGAAUACUUAAAAAAAACUGAAAAAGUUAAGAAAUUACGAAGUUUAGAGAUUUUGGGAGAAGCAACCCAAGAAGCUAGCCAAAAUUUACAGGCUCCGGAAACUUCUCCUUAUGACAAAAGAAUUACCGGACGCAUUAAGCCUUUAUCUUUAAAAGCCACUCCUGAUUUUCAUAGAGAAUUAAAAAGAAUGGCAACAGACGAAAACUGUUUAAUGAUUGAAAUAUUGGAGAAAGCAUUAGAAGCCUAUAAAAAAAGCUUGCUUGCUGAAACUAAAAACAACAUUUCCCCAAAAACCCAACCAAAACCAACCCAACCAUUAAAUCGUUUCAUUAAAGUAAACUUCAAUUGUGAUAAAUGUUAUCGAAAGUUUGAAAGAGAUACAGUUUAUUCUCCGGCUCCUAAUUUAGACCAAUUAAAAAACUAUCCUACUUACUGCACUGAUUGUGGAGAGAACGAACCUGAAUUUUGUUCCUUUCACACGGAAACUAACCAAGAACCCUGUCCCCAUUUUGUUUUUGAUAAAAAAAAGCAAUUAUGUCGUUCACAUAAUAAACAGGUUUGGAAAAAAUUCCAUGAAUUCACCAAAGAUAUGUCAGUUAGUAGCACGGCAGCUUGCGGAGGAAAAGAAAUAAUGAAUGAAACACAUCUCUCUUCAAAUCUUUCCGAAGAACUCCAAGAACAAUUAGCCCAACUAAAAACUGAGAACAAAUUUCUCAAAAAUCAGUUAGAAGAAAUUUCCCAAGGAGGUAUUAAAAUAAUAUUCUCGGGAAAAGUUAAUGCCCAAAGAAUAGCCAGAAAAGUAAAACCGAGAACUCUAAGAGAAAUUUCCUCUUUGAGUAUUGGCAAUGAAGAACAAAAAUCAAAAAAUCUCGUCAUCGAAGGUGAUAAUUUGCUCGCGAUGGCUACUUUAUAUCAAUAUCACGGCAAAAUUGACCUAAUUAUUGCCGACCCUCCUUAUAAUACGGGCAAAGACUUUCGUUAUAAUGAUAAAUGA
Molecule: messenger RNA, 1335 nt
Organism: Entrophospora sp. SA101
Lineage: Eukaryota; Fungi; Glomeromycota; Glomeromycetes; Entrophosporales; Entrophosporaceae
Source: the annotation of a GenBank genome assembly